Ficedula albicollis (Collared flycatcher) is the source of this 2735-nucleotide messenger RNA. It is a transcript of the gene BBS2, whose product is annotated as Bardet-Biedl syndrome 2. The record is from RefSeq and is a predicted model, not a curated record. Lineage: Eukaryota; Metazoa; Chordata; Aves; Passeriformes; Muscicapidae. The transcript has 19 exons. Gene Ontology annotation, molecular function: protein binding. Gene Ontology annotation, cellular component: membrane; motile cilium; BBSome. Gene Ontology annotation, biological process: non-motile cilium assembly. The coding region runs from base 1 to 2517 and encodes 838 amino acids.
AUGUCGGGCUGGGCUGGCUGCCUGCUGUCGGACGCGCUGGGCGGCGGGAAGGAGCUUUGGCAGGACUGUCCUACACUUCAGUUCACCUCUAGCUGCCCUGACCUUGGCAACUGCUCCCCCCAGUCCUACCUCAUCUCUCCCAACUGCCUCCCCUCCUACUUCACCAAUGCUCCCCCGGUCCCAUCUCCCCCAUUGCCCCCGCCCCAGCCCCCCGAGCAGCCUGCGGGCGCGGGGACGCGAUGCUCGAAGGCUCGCUCUGCUGCAGCAGGGGCCUUGCAAACAUUAAUAGCUGUUGAGCGAAUAACUGUGAGAAAUACUAUUGUCAGUAAAACCCCCAUUCUUUUGUCAUCAUUUAGGUUGAGGGAGUGGCUUCUUCCCAUCACAGUUGUUAUCCAAACAAUAGUCUUUACUCUUUGUGUGCAAACAGAUACAUGUGUAGUAUUAAUAUUUAUAUCUUUGUUUCUACAGGUUUUUAUUCACAAUCCUCAUGCCCGAGGUCAGAGAACAAACACAAACCGAAUGGUGCAAAGUAACCAAGAUUCAGACAUUUCUCUUCUGAACAUUAAUCAAGGGAUCACUUGUCUGACUUCGGGGGUGCUGAACCCUCAGCUGGGUUAUGAUUGUCUUCUGGUUGGAACACAGACUAAUUUAUUGGCUUAUGAUGUGUAUAACAACUCGGAUUUGUUUUACAGAGAGGUUUCAGAUGGAGCCAAUGCAAUAGUUCUUGGAAAGCUGGGAGAUAUUUCACCUCCACUCGCUAUUAUUGGUGGAAACUGUGCCCUGCAGGGCUUUGAUUAUGAAGGAAAUGACCGUUUUUGGACGGUUACUGGAGACAAUGUUCGUUCAUUAGCACUCUGUGACUUUGAUGAUGAUGGGAAAACUGAGCUUCUUGUUGGCUCUGAAGAUUUCGACAUCCGUGUGUUUAAAGAAGAUGAGAUUGUGGCAGAAAUGUCAGAGACAGAGACUGUCACUGCCCUUAGCCCCAUGAAUGGCAGUCGCUUUGCCUACGCUCUUGCCAAUGGCACCGUGGGAGUUUACAACAAGUCAGCGCGCUACUGGAGGAUUAAGUCAAAAAACCAAGCAGUGAGUAUACACGCAUUUGACCUGAACUCUGAUGGAGUGUGUGAGUUGAUCACUGGCUGGUCUAAUGGCAAGGUUGAUGCACGCAGUGACCGGACUGGGGAGGUCAUCUUUAAGGACAACUUUGCUUCCUCAAUUGCAGGGCUGGUGGAGGGGGAUUACAGAAUGGAUGGGAGCACCCAGUUAAUCUGCUGCUCAAUUGAUGGUGAAGUCCGAGGCUAUCUGCCAGGAGGUGAGGAAAUGAAAGGGAACCUAAUGGAUACAAGUGCUGAGCAGGAUCUUAUCCGAGAACUUAGUCAAAAGAAACAAAAUCUGCUGCUGGAAUUGAAAAAUUAUGAGGAAAAUGCAAAGGCUGAAUCAAACACUCAGCUGAAGGACGCUGAUGGGCAGAGAGGCGUGAUUCCAGCAAACACUCAACUCCAGACAGCCCUCUCAGUUAAUCUGGGCUCUGACAGCCAGUCUGCCCAUGUGGAGUUGUGUAUUUCCACCACAAAUGACACAAUCAUCCGUGCUGUGCUGAUCUUUGCUGAGGGCAUAUUUGAAGGAGAGAGCCAUGUGGUCCAUCCCAGUCUGCAAAACCUCUCAGGCUGUGUUCGUGUUCCCCUUACUCCACCCAAAGAUGUCCCUGUGGAUUUGCACAUCAAAGCCUUUGUGGGUUACCGAAACAGCACACAGUUCCAUGUAUUUGAGCUGACAAGACAGCUUCCCCGCUUUUCCAUGUAUGCCCUGAGCAGCCCAGACUCAGCCACAGAGCCCCUGAGCUUUGUUAACUGUACCAUGAAUGAGAGGCCACAAAGGAUCAUUAUGUGGCUGAAUCAGAGCUUCUUGCUGCCAGAGGAUGCAGAGUUUCAGAGCGCUCCCUUUCAGGUUUGCUUCACUUCCCUUCGUAAUGCAGGUCAGCUCUGCAUCAAAAUCAAGCCUGGUGGAGAGAUUUCCAUCAACACAGAUGAUAUUGAUCUAGCUGGUGACAUUAUCCAGUCAAUGGCUUCUUUUCUGGCCAUUGAAGACUUGCAGGUGGAAGCAGAUUUUCCUGCCUACUUUGAGGAGCUGCGGAAAGUACUGGUGAAGGUGGAUGAGCACCACGCAGUGAAUCAGAGGCUCACUGCUGACAUGGCUGAACACUCCAACCUCAUCCGCAGCAUGCUGGUUCAGGCAGAAGAUGCCCGGCUUCUGGGAGACUUGAAAAACAUGAAGACACGGUACAGCGAGCUGUAUGAUCUGAACAGAGAUUUGAUAAAUCAAUACAAAAUUCGUUGCAACAAUCACACAGAGCUGUUGAAUAAUCUGAAGGCUGUGAAUCAGGCAAUCCAAAGGGCUGGGCGGUUACGUGUUGGCAAACCUAAAACACAAGUGAUCAGUGCUUGUCGGGAUGCAAUAAGAAGCAACAAUUUCAACACCCUGUUCAGGAUAAUGCGUGUGGGAACAGCUUCUUCUUAAGGAGAGGAGCAGCAGCUGUGCAGAGGCUGCAUGCACUGGGCAGAUAAUGGAUGACAAGCAUUUAAUUCAGACCCCUACUCCACUGUAGGGUGAAGUAAUUACAAUGGUAGUGCUGUAGUUAAGUUGUCAGGUGAGAAAUAUUACACAGACCAAAGCUCCAUGAAGAGAGCAUCAGAGUUUAAGUGCAGAUGUGGUAUUUAUGCAAUACAGAAAUUCAA